ACGCAGGGAGGAGGAGGAGGAGGAGGUGGGGGUGAAGUAGGAGCAGAGGAGAGGAGAGGAGGAGCUGGGAAAGCACCAGAAGAGGCAGACGGAGCGCACAAAUGAGCAGAAAUAGACGGAGGAAGCAGCGGCAGCAAACACUCAGAGCAGGGUCUCAGAUAUCAGACAAUCUGCUGCUGACAUCAGGACCAGAACAGAACCGGAGCUCCAGGAACUUUACUCUCUGCCUGUCUGAGGUGGUACUGAGCAGCGGAGGCGCUUCUCUCCUCCAGGGUUCUGAAUCAGCUCUGAGCAGCAGCAGAGAGAGCAGCAUCGACACAUUAAAUCAGCUGCAGCGUGAAGCCAGGCGGAGUGGAUGCUGCCGAUUCCUCUGAGAGCAGCAGCCGGGCUUUCACUCAGGCUGGGUCCACAACAAGACGGGACGGGCUGAAGCUAAAUAUCUACUAAAGGAGAGUCAAACUGGACCAUCAGCAGGGCACACUGAGCGGGCCGCUGGGUUCUAAGCUGAUCCGUCUCCUUCGCUGAUGGACAGCAGGUGGACGCAACACCUCAUCCAACAUCAACACGGUUGGUGAGCAGAGUUACAGCUCCUGAAAGCUCUUCAUCGAGUCAAAUUGUCUUAAGAGUAAGAAUGAGAGACCAGCUGCAGUCUGACGUCUCCAUCUGAGGUUCUUAAAACAUUGAAUCAAGAUGAGAUGAACCACAGGACGCGAAGGAUGUGAACAGCUCUGAUUCUUUCUGAAGUUUGACAGACAUUUGCUGGAGGUUCACACCAUCCCGCUGGUGGUAUCAUGCUUGCUGCUGCUAGUUACAUCGGUUCCCUGCAGGGGGCGAUGUCGUCUCCAUGGUCUGUGGCCGUACUGAUGGUCUAUCUGCAGUUUAAUCCUGUCCGACCCGGCGCCUGCCCGUCCCGCUGCCUCUGCACCUCAGACAUCCUGAGCUGCUCGGACCAGGGUCUGGAUACGGUCCCGGGAGCCAUUCCCAUUUCUACGGUCACUCUGGACCUGAACCACAACCAGAUCCUGCAGCUGGAGGAGGACAGCUUCCAGGGUCUUCUUCAGCUGGAGGUGUUACGUUUAGCACACAACCGGCUGACCACAAUCCAUCCCGGAGCAUUCAGGAACUCCUCUGGAGGUCUACUCAGACACCUAGACCUGUCAAGCAAUCGGCUGCACGCCCUAAAGCAGGACUACUUCCAGGAUCUGCCUGGACUGGAGGAACUGCUGCUGUUUAAUAACCGGAUCAUGCUUGUGGAGAGCACAGCCUUGUCCGGACUCGAAAACCUCCAAAAGGCCUAUUUAAGUCACAACCGCCUCACCGACUUCCCUUUCUUCAGCAUCCAGGAGAGCAGCCAUCCCCAGCUGUCCCUGCUGGACCUGUCCUCCAACCGGCUGCCCAAGCUGCCUCUGGUGGACAUCUACAACCUGCCCACAUCUCUGCAGAAGGGACUCUAUCUGCACAACAACUCGCUGGUGUGCGACUGCUCCAUGUACUCCCUGUUCAGGUUGUGGGAAGAGAAAGACUUUGCCUCUGUCCGGUUCUUCAAACAAGAACAUGUCUGUCUGGUCCACGGCAUCCAACGAAGUGGGAUACGGUUCUUCCUGCACAGACGCUACUUUGAUAAAUGCAACCUGACAGCUGCGAUAGAGCAGGAGGCCGAUGUGGAGGUGAGGUCGGGGGCGCCGCUGCUGCUACACUGCAUCACAUCUCUGUCUGGGCGCAGCGUCACAUUUUUCUGGCUCGUUCCAAACCUGGAGUAUGUGGUUCCACCUGGGAACAAUAAAUCAAUCAAGAUGUUCACCAACGGCAGCCUGGAGGUCGUGGCAGCCCAAGUGGAGGAUGCAGGGAUCUACGUGUGCGUGGCUCAAAACGGCCAGCGGAAUGAGUCCAGGGAGGUUAACGUGACGGUGCUGCCGCGCCACGACGACGAGGCCGCAGAGCCGUUCAACACGGGCUUCACCACCCUGCUGGGCUGCGUAGUCAGCCUGCUGCUGGUCCUCAUCUACCUGUACCUCACACCCUGCCGCUGCCCCCCCUGCCUCAGGCCCCGCCCCCCGGUCACCGCCACCCUGAGUCAGAGCAAAGAGGGCGGGGCGGGCAGCGCCCAGUCCUCCAUCCUCACCCCGACCCCGCCGACCACCACGGAGGGCCCGGGUCGCAAGGCUGUGAGUCUCAGAAAUUAAAGAGACCAGAAGAUCCUGGAAGGAGGAAGGACAGCAGGCUAGUUGUCCAGCGGCAGAGCAGAGGACAGAGCGCCAACGUAAGAACCUGCAACAUGAUGGAGAGGAUGAGACAAGAAACUUUCAUUCCCUGUUCAUCAUCUUGAGAUCCUGCAGUCUCUGCAACAGACAUGGAACCUCCAGCAGGAUAGAAACUUCUCCGCUACUGACAAACAUUUAUAGUAUGUUUAAUGUCUGCAUGCUCUGAACCCGCCUGAUGCUUUGUGACGAGGGAACACCUCAGCAGAUACCAGGUUAGAGUUAUCUACAACCUUUCUACACCAUGUUAACAUCCCAGCUGAGCAGCUGAGGCAAGAAGAGGAAAGACAGAAGCAGUAAUGAAAUAUUGAUGAGACUUUUCUUCUGCUCGGAGCAAACCGAGGACAUUAAGACGGAUGAGGAGAACAUGGCUUUAACCCAGGGAACCUAAAGCGCACACCUAUGGUUUCACCAUCUGGUUCAGCAGGUUGGAUCAACUCAAUCAUCAUUUCUCUGACCUGCAGACAGGAAACAGGAAGUCCACAGAUAAUAAGCUCCACCUCAUUCUAUCUCACUCUGUAUAGACCUGACAGAGCUGCUGCGUUGUCACGGCAACCUGCAUGUAGACAUCCUUGAGUUCAAUCAGAGCUAAUGCUCUUCAGGGAUUGGUCACAGAAAACCUCCAAUCAGAGCAGAAAUGGCAGGUAAAAAAGUUCAGGCUGAUCUGUGAUUCAAUCCCAGAACAUUUCCCUCCUGAUCAUCCUCCAGCAGCAGCUUAGGAGAUGCUUUAAAGAUUUAAAGAGAGGCUGCUUAAUGUCUGAGGCAUAUGAGCUGGGAGAGAGUUCAGGAGAACAAUAACAGGACAUGAAGAGUGUCGUAAUUAAUGUGAGAGCGACAGCCCAGAACAAACAGUAGGAAUAUAAUCUCUGCUCGCUUUU
This is a messenger RNA of Cyprinodon tularosa, 3136 nucleotides long. It is a transcript of the gene amigo3, whose product is annotated as adhesion molecule with Ig-like domain 3. The coding region runs from base 792 to 2183 and encodes 463 amino acids. Gene Ontology annotation, molecular function: protein binding. The record is from RefSeq and is a predicted model, not a curated record. Lineage: Eukaryota; Metazoa; Chordata; Actinopteri; Cyprinodontiformes; Cyprinodontidae. The transcript is spliced from 3 exons.